Mycena indigotica is the source of this 2304-nucleotide messenger RNA. RefSeq names its product OPT oligopeptide transporter. The record is from RefSeq and is a predicted model, not a curated record. NCBI's taxonomy places the organism in Eukaryota, Fungi, Basidiomycota, Agaricomycetes, Agaricales, Mycenaceae. The transcript has 12 exons. Gene Ontology annotation, molecular function: oligopeptide transmembrane transporter activity. Gene Ontology annotation, biological process: transmembrane transport. The coding region runs from base 1 to 2304 and encodes 767 amino acids.
AUGUCUGCCGACAAGGGUAGUGCCUCGACUCUCGACUUGGAAAAGGUCCAAGACCACGACGUCGCCGUCGUUGAUACCCGGGAUGUCCCUGAAUUCGAUGACCCCAACGGCGACCCCGAUGCUGCCAUCGAGGGCCUUGCUGAGGACGAUUCGCCCUACCCUGAAGUCCGUUCUGCUGUCGCAAACACUGACGAUCCUACUAUUCCGGUUUCUACUCUUCGUGCUUGGGUUAUUGGUCUCAUCUGGGCUAUCCUCAUUCCUGGCCUCAACCAGUUCUUCUUUUUCCGUUACCCUUCCAUCACUGUCACUGGCAUUAUUGCCCAGCUGCUUUCGCUUCCCGUUGGUCGCCUCUGGGCACGCAUCGUCCCUAAUGUUACCGUUUUCGGCGUCGCACUCAACCCAGGGCCAUUCAACAUCAAGGAGCAUGUGCUGAUCACCAUCAUGGCUACUGUCGGUGCUGGUAGCGCCUACGCCACCGACAUUGUUGCUGUGCAGCGAGUAUUCUACAACCAAACCUACAACUUCAGCUUCCAGUGGCUUAUGGUCAUGAGCACUCAGCUGAUCGGCUUCUCCAUCGGGGGUAUUGCUCGUCGUUUCCUUGUCCAGCCGCCAUCCAUGAUCUGGCCUGCUAACCUUGUCUCUUGCGCUCUUUUCAAUACCCUGCACUCCACCGAGUAUGCCGGUAUUGGUACUCGCGGAGGAUACAGCCGAGAGCGCUUCUUCUACAUUGCGUUCGCAUGCUCAGCAGUCUGGUAUUUGCUUCCUGGCUACCUGUUCACCGCGCUUUCCUACUUCUCGUGGGUCUGCUGGAUUGCGCCCAACAACAAUGUUGUCAAUCAACUAUUCGGUGUCAACUACGGCCUUGGAAUGAGUCUGUUCACGUUCGACUGGGCCCAGGUCGCCUACAUCGGCUCGCCUCUUGCCACCCCAUGGUGGGCUGAAGCCAACGUCGCAGCUGGAUUCGUUUUCUUCUUCUGGAUUCUUACACCUGCCCUCUACUUCUCCAACGUCUGGUACAGCAAAUAUAUGCCCAUCUCCAGCCGUGGCUCCUUCAACAAUCAUGGUCGCACCUACUCUGUGGCUGCUAUCCUUAACGACGAUCUCACGUUCAACGAGGAGAAAUACAAGGCCUACAGUCCUCCUUUUCCUCUCAAUGACUUUUGCUUUGUCAUACGCCUCUUCUUCCGCAAGCAGAUCUGGACUCAAUCUCGUCGUGCGAUGCACGAGCAGCCAGAUAUCCAUGCGCGCUUGAUGGCCGUCUACCCCCAGGUGCCUGAAUGGUGGUAUGCAAUCAUCUUCGUUUCCAUGUUUGUCUGUGGAAUCAUUGUGGUCGAAGUCUGGGACACCAAGUUCCCUGUUCAAUACUUCAUCCUCGCUCUCGUGAUUGCUUUCGUUUACGUUAUUCCCAUCGGUAUGAUCCAAGCUAUCACCAAUCAACAAGUCGGCUUGAACGUCAUCACUGAGCUUAUCAUUGGGUUUGUUCAUUUCGCUGCUCCACUUCAGCCCGUUAACGAAGAUGUCAGCUAUGCACUUCCCGGCCACCCUGUCGCGAUGAUGAUGUUCAAGACCUGGGGCUAUAUCACCAUGGCACAAGCCCUGACGUUCACAAGCGACUUCAAGCUCGGCCACUACAUGAAGAUCCCUCCCCGUGCCAUGUUCUGGGCCCAAGUUGUCGCAACAGUUAUCGCCGGAACCGUUCAACUCGGUGUCCAGGCCUGGAUGUUCACCAACAUCGAGGGCAUGUGUGAUUCAGAACAGAAGAACGGCUUUACUUGCCCCAGCACUCAAGUCUUCGGUACUGCCAGCAUCAUCUGGGGUGUGAUUGGUCCGGCUCGCCAGUUCUCCAAGGGACAGGUCUACUACGGCCUUGUCUUCUUCUUCCUCAUUGGCGCUGUCACGCCGCUGAUUUCCUGGCUCAUCCACUUGAAGUGGCCCAACAGUUUCAUCCGUUACAUCAACUUCCCCGUCAUCUUCUCGGGAACUGGCUACAUCCCCCCGGCGUCUGCUAUCAACUACGUUUCGUGGGCAUUGGUUGGGUUCAUCUUCCAAUACGUUGUUCGCCGUCGUCACUUCUCGUGGUGGACCAAGUACAACUACGUCCUGUCUGCUGCCCUGGAUGCCGGUGUUGCCGUCUCCGCGGUUCUCAUCUUCUUCAUCCUGCAGUACCCCAAGGGCGGCACCAUUGGCGAGAACACGAUUCAGACCUGGUGGGGCAACACCGUCUACAGCAAUACCCUCGAUGGUUCCAGGGUUGGUCUUCUCAAGGUGGCUCCCGGGGAAACUUUCGGUCCCACUUCGUGGUGA